UAAUGGGCAGAGAACAAAGUCAAGCAAUUUGAGGAGUUCCUUUUCAUCCUUUAGAGAUUGCUUUUCUGUGUUUAUGUUUUAAGUGCUCAAAAAAAUCAAUGGCAUCUAAGGACAAGAGAAGUUCAAAGGCUUCAAGCAGUAGAACUGGUGGUAUUCGUACUCUUUCUGAUCUCAAUCGUCUUUCGGCCGACUCCGACAGCGAUUCCGAUGGCCCUCAAGAGUAUUAUACCGGUGGAGAAAAGAGUGGAAUGAUUGUUCAAGAUCCGUCAAAGGAUAAUGAUGUGGAUGCAAUAUUUGACCAAGCUAGGCAGUUGGGAGCUGUAGAAGGGCCUGUUGUUCCGCCUUCAAGCUCAAGGAGCUUUACUGGUACAGGUAGAUUGCUCUCAGGGGAAACUGUACAAUCUACUCCUCAGCUUGUACACAACAUUGUCUUCUGGAGCAAUGGUUUCACUGUGAAUGAUGGCCCUUUGAGGAGUAUGGAUGAUCCUGAAAAUGCAAAUUUCCUGGAGAGUAUCAAGAAGUCUGAGUGUCCAAAAGAGCUAGAACCUGCAGAUAGGAAGUCCUCAAUUCAUGUCAAUCUGAUAAAGAUGAAUGAAAACUGCCCGGAGCCAGAGAAGCGACACAUUUCAUUUCAGGGCGUGGGAAGAACUCUAGGCAGUACCUCUGCUUCAGCUGAGACAACCAUUGCUUCUGCUGCUGUAACAGUCCCUCCAGCUGAAGUCAUUCUGGAUGAAACACUUCCCUCAACUUCAGUUCAGCUUAGAUUGGCUGAUGGAACCCGGACGAUUGGACGUUUUAACUACCACCAUACCAUUAAUGAUAUUCGUUCCUUCAUCGAUGGAUCUAGGCCUGGGGAUUCCAGAAAUUAUCAGUUGCAGGUGAUGGGGUUUCCUCCCAAGCUUCUUAGCGACCCAAAGCAAACAAUAGAGCAGGCGGGUCUUGCCAAUUCGGUUGUUAUUCAGAAAUUCUAGCCUGCGUCUUGUUACUCUGGCCUGGCCUAUGUGAAUUGAGAACCAUAUAGAAAGGACGUGAAGAUGUUAUUUCAACUGAAGGGAUGUGUUUGAUUUAUUUUAAUGAGAUACAUUUAACAAAAAAUGUAUUUCUUACAUAUAUAUAUAAAGACACAAGUUUUUUUUUUUCCCUAAAAAAGAUUAUUGUAAAGUGGUGUAGGAGGAUUUUGGUUUGUAAGUUUUUUUUUAAUUCUUUUUUAUAUAUUUUACUUGAAUAAAAGUCUGUUUAACCA
This is a messenger RNA of Humulus lupulus (European hop), 1243 nucleotides long. RefSeq names its product plant UBX domain-containing protein 4-like. Gene Ontology annotation, biological process: membrane fusion; Golgi organization; nuclear membrane reassembly. Gene Ontology annotation, cellular component: nucleus; cytosol. The coding region runs from base 99 to 971 and encodes 290 amino acids. Lineage: Eukaryota; Viridiplantae; Streptophyta; Magnoliopsida; Rosales; Cannabaceae. The record is from RefSeq and is a predicted model, not a curated record. The transcript has 4 exons. Gene Ontology annotation, molecular function: ubiquitin binding.